This is a messenger RNA of Nannizzia gypsea CBS 118893, 1182 nucleotides long. Its product is annotated as rRNA processing protein Ebp2p. Bases 1 to 1182 code for a protein of 393 amino acids. Gene Ontology annotation, biological process: rRNA processing; ribosomal large subunit biogenesis. NCBI's taxonomy places the organism in Eukaryota, Fungi, Ascomycota, Eurotiomycetes, Onygenales, Arthrodermataceae. The record is from RefSeq and is a predicted model, not a curated record. The transcript has 3 exons. Gene Ontology annotation, cellular component: nucleolus; preribosome, large subunit precursor; nuclear periphery.
AUGGCGAAGAAAAGCAAGCUUCUUUCUGCUUUGGACGCGCAUAAGGGGCGCAAUUUCGAUCUAGAGCAUCAGAAAAAGCUACAAAAGGCAGCAAACAAGAGGAAAGAAAAGCAAUUGAAAAACACAGAGGGUGAGGAGGAAGAGGAGGAAGAUGCUGAACGAUUGAAUGGUGUUACCCUUACCAACGGAAAGGAAAAAUCAGAUACCAAAAAGAGUGCAAAGAGCCAACGAGACGGGAAGAAACCCAAUAAGAGGGAUGAUGACGAAGAAGUAGAGGAGGAAGAAGAAGCAGAGGAAGAGGACGAGGACGAGGACGAGGAAGAGGAAGAUGACGCAGAAAACGAAGACGAAGACGAGGAGGAGGAGGAUGAUGAAGAAGAUAUCCCACUCUCAGACCUCUCUGGCGACGAAGCGACAGAUGUUAUCCCCCACCAGCGGCUAACCAUUAACAACUCCACUGCCAUUCUAUCCUCGCUGAAGCGAGUAACCCAAAUAAACGACCAGAUGCCAUUCUCCGAACACCAGUCCCUCAUCUCCACAGAAACAAUGGACGUCCCAGACGCAAAUGAUGACCUUAACCGGGAACUCGCAUUUUAUAAAGUCUGUGCCGCAGCAGCGAAAACAGGAAGAGCGCUAUUGAAAAAAGAAGGAAUACCGUUUUCAAGGCCCACAGACUACUUUGCUGAGAUGGUGAAGGACGAUGAGCAUAUGGACAAGAUCAAGAAGAAAUUGUACGAAGAAGCCGCCAGCAAGAAGGCCAGCGCCGACGCGAAAAAGCAGAGAGACCUGAAGAAGUUUGGAAAACAGGUGCAAAUCGCCAAGAUACAAGAGCGACAUAAGGAGAAGAGGGAAACUCUGGAAAAGAUUAAUGACCUGAAAAGAAAACGCAGAGGUGCGGGUAACGGUGAGACAGAGGAGAGCGAACUAUUUGAUGUUGCGCUUGAAGAGUCGAGCAAAUCUGAACCACGCCGCGGAGGUCGAGGUAAGGAUGGAGAGGGAUCUCGCUCCAAGAGACAGAAAAAGGAUGCCAAGUUUGGCUUCGGUGGUAAAAAGCGCUUUGCGAAGAGUGGUGAUGCCAUAUCUAGUGGUGACCUGAGCUCGUUCUCUACUAGCAAAAUGAAGGGGAAGAAAACAGGGGCAGCAAAGAGGUUAGGCAAAGGUAGACGCCAGGCAAGACGAUAG